This is a messenger RNA of Capsicum annuum, 1315 nucleotides long. RefSeq lists its product as uncharacterized. The record is from RefSeq and is a predicted model, not a curated record. NCBI's taxonomy places the organism in Eukaryota, Viridiplantae, Streptophyta, Magnoliopsida, Solanales, Solanaceae. The transcript has 8 exons. The coding region runs from base 1 to 1032 and encodes 343 amino acids.
AUGGCGUCUGUUGAUCCAACAAUUGCCACAACUGUUGCAGCCUCUACCUCAUCAAAGACAACCUGGGGUGCACUGCACAUCCCCUAUACGAACAAGCCUCAAACCAGAAUUUUCAGUCUACGUGGUCGACUUAUGCUCUCCAAUUUUGAACUUAUUGUCAAGAUCCUGAGUGGUCUAGGUCCAGAGUUUCUUGAAAUUUCUGCUGCAAUCCGUGCUUGUGACUCUACUAUUACUUAUGAAGAACCUUAUGAAAAACUUCUAGAUCAUAAGCUUUUCCUUCGACAUGAAGAGUCAAAAAAGUUGCCAGCAAUUUUAUUUGUUAAAACAGUUUCAGUUAAGCUGGAAAGACUUCUAAUUGGAUCAGUGAAGCAAUCAAAGAGUGGAUUAGAGGAUCUGUUGGCAUCUAUGCUCCUCACUUCUCCAGGAACUCCUCUUGUUCCUUCACCAGAUGGAAGUGAAUCAAAGUUAGUUUCAGUGGAUCCAAGAGGCGCUCAUUGGUCAGAUCAGCCUCCACUAAUAAGGCUUCAAGGAAUCAAAAAAGAUAAAUUCAUCGACACAGCAGCAAGACAGUUUAUUCUUCUCUUGAGAACUUAUAAAUUGGUGCACAAGGAUAACAAAUUGAGCAUACAAUUGCGGAAGUUCCUAAGUCCAGAAGGUGAACGUCCCUGCCAAAUGUUGACAAUGAAGAGUUGCAAGGGUUAUUCACUUAACAAGGAAAUGGAAACCUCAGCAUCUAACACAAGAAAUGUCGGGGAAUUAUCCAACAAAAUUGAAUACUUGAGGGAAAGGAACAACGUAAUGGAAGAUGAACCGAAAGAAAUGCAAGAGAGGUAUCCAGAAAUAAGCCUCAAGUUUGUUGAUUCAGAUUCAUCGUUUGCUUUGUUACAGACAUUUGAAGAAGCUAUUGUUAAACUGGACACUUUGGGUGAGGAAUCCUACGAGGAUAGCACCUUUAUCAUACAGUUGUUAAGGGACAAUCUCACUCUCUGGAGUUCCAAUAUGCAGGUACCAAUUGUAGCAUGCACAUCAUAAUCAGGCAGUUGCAGAGUUCGGCCCACAAAAGAUGAGUUCUCUUACUUCGGGGACUUCAGUUAGAUGUUAUUCAUGUAAUUUAUUUUCUUACUCAUAUGUAUUGAUUAGUGGUAGUUGGAGUCGCGUCCCAUAGAUAUAUGGUCAGUAUGGUAGAGACUUCAUAGAUAGUCAGUAUAGUUGAUGUAUUCAGUUUCAGUUUUGUUUUGUAUAAGCAGAGUUGUAUUCAUCUUAAUGUAGCUUUGUAUUGAUCAAGUUCAUAAAACAUUUAUUUUUUCGCAUUUUU